This is a messenger RNA of Papilio polytes (common Mormon), 1772 nucleotides long. It is a transcript of the gene Gpat4, whose product is annotated as glycerol-3-phosphate acyltransferase 4. The transcript is spliced from 9 exons. The record is from RefSeq and is a predicted model, not a curated record. Bases 96 to 1385 code for a protein of 429 amino acids. Gene Ontology annotation, biological process: triglyceride biosynthetic process. Gene Ontology annotation, cellular component: endoplasmic reticulum. Lineage: Eukaryota; Metazoa; Arthropoda; Insecta; Lepidoptera; Papilionidae. Gene Ontology annotation, molecular function: glycerol-3-phosphate O-acyltransferase activity.
UAUGGAUAAGUUUCAAUUUUAUAAAGCUUACACUUAUAAAGAAGGUUAUACUUGUGGGGUGAUUCUUCGCAUGAUUCAAAUACAGAGUUCUAGUUAUGAGAGUUUGUUUUUCUUUACAGUAUGGCCGCCAGCACAUCGAAGUUGCAAAGAAAUUGCAGAGGAGUGACAGUUCGGAUGAGGAGGAACCCCUCGUGCCUGACGACAAGCCACCAUCAGCUAUUAUCAAAGAGAAUGGUGUUAAUGGCACGAAGACGACAGUUAUCGAACGACAAGAGAUACUCGGUCCGUCGCCAGAGUUGAACUAUCGGCGGGUCCAGAACGGACAUAAAACUGAACAAGGGAAUGGUGAGACUAAUCUAGAAUUCCACUUCUAUCACUGCAUGGACCUGGUGAAGGCAGGCAUGGAAUCUAUAAUUGAGGAUCAGGUCACCUCCGUCUUCGAGGCUGAAGAGUUGAGGAGUUGGAACUUACUAACUAGGACUAAUAGACAGUAUGAAUUCUUAACUUGGAGGCUGACUAUUAUUUGGAUGAUGGGUUUUGUAGUCAGAUAUUUCUUCUUGUUACCUUUAAGGAUAUUGAUUUUCGUCAUUGGGGUGCUGACGCUGCUCUGCACGAUGCUAUUGGUGAGCACGCUACCAACGAAGCGAUUGCGUCGCUACUUCGGUGCGAUUUCCUACAAAAUAUCCAUGAGAAUUCUGAUGAGAAGUCUCUCUUGUGUGGUGUACUACCAUAAUCUACCGCAUCUACCGAAGGAACGCGGCUUCUGUGUUGCCAACCACACCAGCCCGAUAGACGUGAUAAUACUCAGCUACAACAGUUAUUUCUCUUUGAUUGGUCAAAGACAUGACGGUUUCUUAGGGCUCCUGCAGCGGGCUCUUGCUAGGGCUUCGCCCCAUAUUUGGUUCGAAAGAUCUGAAGUAAAGGAUAGGCAUGCAGUCGCUAGAAGGUUAAAAGAACACAUUUCAGUGCCAGAUAAUCCACCGAUUUUGAUAUUUCCUGAAGGCACUUGUAUUAACAAUACUUCAGUAAUGCAGUUCAAGAAAGGAAGUUUUGAAGUCGGCGGCACUAUUUAUCCUGUGGCUAUCAAAUAUGACCCUCGUUUCGGGGACGCGUUUUGGAACAGUUCUCGGUACGGAAUGCUGCAUUAUUUACUGAAUAUGAUGAGUUCUUGGGCUAUUGUCUGCGAUGUUUGGUAUCUUCCACCAAUGUAUAGGUACAAUAACGAGACGGCGGUUGACUUCGCUAAUAGAGUGAAAGCUGUUGUCGCUAGGAGAGGUGGACUCGUCGAUUUGAUGUGGGAUGGUCAGUUAAAACGUAUGAAGGCAAAGAAGGAAUGGCGUGAACUACAACAGGAGGAAUUCAGUAAAAGAUUAAAGGGAGAGUAGUCUGCAGGAAUAUAGACCGAAAAUAUUCCAGUCUAGACCGGAGACUACAUUCCGAUCUAGACCGGAGACUGGAGACUACAUUCCGGUAUAGACCGGGAACUGCAGAACGGUCUAGUCCGGAGAUUGUAGACUGCAGCCCGGUCUAGACCGGAGAUUGUAGACUGCAUCCCGGUCUAGACCGGACACCACAGACUUAGUGAUAUGUGUUGUGAUGUACUUUUAUAAUGGAAUUCGAAGAAGAGAAGUGAAUAGAAGAGGAAAGAACGGUGAUACUAGAGAUAGUAAUCGUUUAUAACUGCUUAUAUCAACGCCAAAGACAUUAAAGAAAUAUAUAGACCAGACAUUUUUUCACCGGUAACUUCUUUGAAAGGUUAUAAAAUAUAAUAU